AUGGUUUCGCCCAAGACGGCGGCGGCCAAAGCUGAUUCCGUUGCGACGGCCGCGGAUUCACUGCUGGUAGUCUCCUGGAACUCAGCUGGCUUCUCAAGGACCCACAGCCUCAUACAGGCCCACUUCGGCAGCCUAGAUGCGUUCCUGGAUAGCCAUCAGGCUGACAUAUUUUGUGUCCAGGAGACUCGCAUCAACGCAAGUCAGCUGAAGAGUCUGGCAGACUGCCAGCAGCUGGGCGCCAUCUCUGCCAAGGGCCGCUACAAGAGCUUCUGGGCUUUUAAUGAAGCCGGGCAGUACAACGGCACUGCGACAUGGAUUCGGAAGGACCUUGCGCCGCAUGCGCGAGCCACUCAAGCAGUGUUGCGUGAUGACAUGGACAGAGACGGACGCUGCCUCCUGGUUGACCUGGGUGGCCUGGCCGUCUUCAACGUAUACGCUCCUCUUGCGCGCCUGCAAGAAAAUGGAGCUGUCAAUGACGCAGCAGUGCGGCAGAAAAACAAGUUCCUGCACCUUCUACAGGGCCGAAUAGAAGAGACCCGAAGGCUUGGCAAGAAGGUGCUGGUGUGCGGUGAUUUGAACCUGACAUAUCGGGCGGUUGAUGUCGAACCUCGUUGGCUGCGCGUCAAAAUUGAUGAAGGUUGCGUCUGCGGGAGGAAGGCCUGGGCAGUGUCCGACAAGAGCACGAAACCGUCUGCAGGAGGCCCGCACAUACGUGUGGUGGAUGCCGCUGCAGAGUUGAAGGUGCAACUGACUUUGACAGUGGAGACUGCUAAGAGAUGCUUGGAGGUAUUGCGCCCCAGUCCGGAGGGUUUAAGGGUUCCCAGCCCGGUGGUGCCGGAUCUGCCCUUACUUCCUGCAGACCGUAUCCUUAUUGGGAUUACAAAGGUCGAAGAGGAUUCUGAGACGAAGGUCAACAGUAAGAGCAACAGAGAAGUUAGACUCUGGUCCAGUACGACGAGUGCGACUGCUCAAGUUGACGGCACGCCAAUGCAGCUGCUGGCAGGCAGACAGGAUCAGUUGAUAUUGCUCGAGUUUGGCGUGCCCUUCAAGCAGCUUGAGGCUCAGGGCAUACCUGUCCACAAGGCGAGUCUCGGACUUGGUUCAUAG
This is a messenger RNA of Symbiodinium natans, 1107 nucleotides long. The record is from the annotation of a GenBank genome assembly. NCBI's taxonomy places the organism in Eukaryota, Dinophyceae, Suessiales, Symbiodiniaceae.